Messenger RNA from Setaria italica (foxtail millet), 2542 nucleotides. RefSeq lists its product as uncharacterized. Bases 95 to 2158 code for a protein of 687 amino acids. The record is from RefSeq and is a predicted model, not a curated record. NCBI's taxonomy places the organism in Eukaryota, Viridiplantae, Streptophyta, Magnoliopsida, Poales, Poaceae. The transcript is spliced from 7 exons.
CUCCCUCCCUCCUCUCCUCUCCUCUCCCUCCGUCUCACAACCCCACCCAGACGCGGACACCCGAGGCGCGCGCGCGCGUGCGGAGGCAGACACCAUGUCGGGCCACCGUAUCCCCGCCGCCGCGCGCCUCGGCGGCAUCACCUCCCGCCGCCACGCGGAGCUCCUCCUCCACAGCGGCGUUGGCGACGUCUCCGUCAAGGAUCUCCGCCUCCGCCGCGUCGUCCCGCCCGCCUCCGGCUCCCUCGACUCCUCCCCCGUGUGCGCUGCGCCCGUGAAGCCCGGAUCUGUCGAGAGCACGCCACCGGAGGCCGCAUCGGCCGUGGCGGUGGCUGAAGACCUCGACCGGAAGCCGGUGCUCCCGCGGUCCAAGCUCGUGCGCGACCCCGGCUCGUUCGGCUACCGGCGGCUGCUGCCUUUCCUCAACGAGAUGGCUAAGAACGACAGCUCCAUCGGCAGAUCUGACUCUCCGUUGGUUGAUGCGCCUUUGGGUGAGAUUCGCUGCGAAUCUGAUGCCAUGGAUUCUGUAGAGCCGGUGGUGGCGAAGACUGGAGGAGACCCCGAGGUGAAGGAUGGCUGCAACAAUGUCACCGAAGAGGCCAACACUGUCCCUCAUGACCUUGCAAGCAGCAAGCCGUGGCUUGCCCGGUGCACGAGGUCGAGAUUUGUUCGUCAUCCGAGCUCGUUCAGCUACAAAAGGAUGCUGCCAUUUCUCAUGGAGAAUGAAAUCUCUUCUCAGGAAGGGGAAAGGGUCAAAAUUCGAAGAGUCGCAGAUGAAAGGAUACUAGCGUCAGAUGAGAAUGGCGUCUCAGCCAGUGGGCAGCAGCAUCUUGCCGUCUCUGAUGACUCUUCUCAGGAAUGCAACAGAGCUCAAGUUGACAGAAUGGAGGAAGAAGAGACACCAAAAGCUGAUGAAAAUCAUGUUCUUGAUGACAGGCAGCCUCAACCUGCUGUUACAAAAGCCUCUCCUCCAGAGUGCAAUGCAGCAGAAGGGCAAAAUGUCAUGCAGCAAGAGGCUUUGACUACAAGUCAAGACCCACUAACUUCUUCUGAGGGUGAUUUAACAUCAGAUGGGGAUGUUGUCCAGGCAAGUGGUCAUCAUCAUAUUGUUGUAUCAGAGGAUUCUCCAGAGGAAUGCCAAAGAGAUGAAGUCAAAAGAAGUGUACAAGAUGAAGCAGUAAAAUCCGAUUGGAGCCAUGUUCUGGAUAGCAGAGAAUUUCAGCCUGCUGUAUCAGAAGUCUUUCCUUCGAAGAACAGCGUGGCUGAAGUGCAAAAGGCCACACAAGAAGAAUCAUUACCUUCAGAUGGAGAUGAGGAAAAUUCAAACAAGGGUGACCAUCUUGCCAAAGAGCAGCCUCAGCCCUGUGUCACAAAGGAGUCCUUGACUGCACAACCGCAUGAUAGUGCUGAAAUCACUGAAGUACCGCAGUGCCAAAACAAAGACGCAGGAUCUCAUGAUGCUGGUUUUGUUAGCCCUACCAAGACUGUGAUACCAUUGUUGCAUCGGCAUUGUGCACAGCCUGAGGAUUCUGUAACUUCUGUUGAUGAUCAGCUUUGUGACAGUGAUGUACAAAUGAUCUGCAGGCCUUCUGAUCCUUGUGCUGUUGACAGAUCAUUGUCAGUAGAGGAAAUGUCUGGAUGUAUUCCGCUCACUGAAUCAGGAUGCAAAGCAGGCAUAUCCCGGCCAAGAGGUCUCCAUUCUACGGAAAAAAGAGGUUUUUCUCCUAAGAAGCUUUCUCCAAAGAAAGGAAUACUUAAGAAGCACACUAGGGGGUGCAAGGGCAUCUGCAUGUGCUUAGACUGCUGUACGUUUCGUCUACGUGCUGACCGAGCUUUUGAGUUCUCUAGGAAGCAGAUGCAAGAAGCAGAUGAUAUAAUAUGUAACUUAUUGAAGGAGGUAGCAAGCCUUAGGAGUCUGGUGGAGAAGCCUGCUGGCCAACAGGAGUCGACACAAGCAGCUUGCAAACGGGCUUCUCAGGUGGAAGAGGUGGCCAGAGAACGUUGCCGGCAGAUGUUCGUGGAUCUAAACUCCCACUGCAGGAUCCCUGGACCGAGGGUAAGAUUCGCCCAAUAUGUUGAGGAAAAGAAGGCCUCGCCAUCUCCUCGUGAAAAGAAGGCCUCGCCGUCCCCUCGCAGCAGCAGCAGCAGCAGCUGGAGGUGACCAAACGUCUGAAGGUGGACGGGUCCUGCUGACCUACUUACUGAUCGUCUAGUUAUUCAGAACAUUCUGUGUGCUGCCACUUGUGAAUUCUGUCCGGGCUCUGGUACCCGAUCUCAGCAAAUGCAAUGCGAUGUAAUGCAGUAGGGGUAAGAUGUGGUUCUGUAGUUGUCGUAGGCACACAAGGAAGACUGAGAUGAGGUGUAGUCGAGUUUCUGCUAACCGGAACAUGUCAGUUUGCAAUGCAAUGCAGUGGGAAUUUUUAGGCAUGAAAUGGUGACGCUGUCCUUGUAUGUAGGUGCGGCUGGUUUUGGUUUUGUGAUGCCUGAUCCUUGUGCUAUGUACCAUCGAUAAUUUAUAGAUAGACAGCAGCUUCGGAUUUGUUGA